This is a messenger RNA of Nicotiana attenuata, 1023 nucleotides long. Its product is annotated as glycine-rich cell wall structural protein-like. NCBI's taxonomy places the organism in Eukaryota, Viridiplantae, Streptophyta, Magnoliopsida, Solanales, Solanaceae. Bases 42 to 752 code for a protein of 236 amino acids. The transcript is spliced from 4 exons. The record is from RefSeq and is a predicted model, not a curated record.
UUACUCAAUUCCAACUUUUGUUACACAAAAAGAAAAAAAAAAUGAAGCUCAAAACUUGUAUUUUCCCUUUGUUUUUCGUUCUUCUUCUCAUCUCCUAUUCUGUAAUUGCUACUGAAACAUCCAAAGAUGAAAAGAAGGCUAAUGAAGUGAAAGAAACAAACAAAGAGGAGGAGCCAAAGGAGACGGACCAAGGCGGAGGCGGAGGCGGAGGCGGAGGCCGCUGUCGAAUUGGCUGCUGUGGUGGUUGGGGACGCUAUGGUUGUAGUAGGUGUUGUGCGUCGGCUAAUGAAGUGGAAGUAACAAACAGCGAGGAGCCAAAGGAGACGGACCAGGGCGGAGGCGGAGGUGGAGGCGGAGGCGGAGGCCGCUGUCGAUACGGCUGCUGCGGUGGUUAUGGCCACUAUGGUUGCCGGAGAUGUUGCACACCUCAAGAUGCUGUAGUUGCGGCAAAAGAUGAUAAUGCAGUGGCUGGUAACCGAGAUGACGGUUAUGGUUACGGCUACGGUGGACAAGGUGGUUACGGCUAUGGCUGGGGAGGCGGCGGCUAUGGAGGACGUGGCGGUGGCAGUUGGGGAGGACGUGGAGGCAGUGGCUGGGGAGGUGGCAGUUGGGGAGGCCGUGGUGGUGGCGGCGGCUGGGGAGGUGGCGGCUGCCGAUAUGGUUGCUGUGGACACAGUGGAUAUGGAGGCUGUAGGUGUUGUUACUCAGCUGCAGAAGCAAAAGCCUUUGAUGAAAAUGAAGUCCAGCCUUAAAGUUUACAAGACUAUGUUGGAAUAAAAGAAGAAGCAUCCAUGUAGUUAAUGUUAUAUAGUAUAUAGGAAAUAAAUAAAAUAAAUAUGAAAGUUUAUGUGUGAAUAACAUGGAUGCAUAUAUAUGGGAGUGUCAAUGUAUGUUUCUUUCACUACUUUUGCCUUAAUUAGGGUUAGAUCCCUAAUGGCAUUGUGAUUGAGAGCUCAAGUUUGCAGUGAUAUAGUCAAUUGAUGUUUUUUACUGUUGUGAAUGUGACUUAAUUUUGCUUGUUCA